AUGGAAUCAAAGGUUGCUAAUUUUCUAGAAAAUGACAAUAACAAUGGGAGUGUUCAACCUCGAAACAUUGAUCUAAAGGGUUUAGAGGCAAUUGAAAUUUCUCCUACAAUUGAAGGUGAAGGAUUAAUCCUUUUACUCGUGGCUUGUGGAAAACAAAUUCACGAUAUAGUACCACAUCAAGAGCAAGUUGUUGUUGAGCCUAUUGUUCAAAUUCAAGAAAAUGAAAAUUUGGAACAAGUAAUAGCUAAUUAUGAUCUUGAGCUACACCAAUUGGAUAUCAAAGCUGCAUUUUUAAAUUGCGAUUUAGAAGACGAGGAAGCUGCUGUUAAGAUCUCCUCUAGGACUCCCUUUGAAAAGGGUUGGUCAAGAACUCAAGAUUCAUCAGAGGCACAAGCACAACCAAGGGGCAUCUACUCUAACAGUCCCAACUUAGAAGACUGGGACAAAGUUGAGAAAGUUUGUCAGAUUUUGAAAGUUUUUAGUGAUGCCACAAAUAUCAAUUCCGGGAGUGACUAUCCUACUUCAAAUAAGUUUUUGGCUGAGGUUUGUAGGGUGAAAAUAUUGUUGGAUAGACAUGCAAAUGAUAAGGAUGAUUUUGUUCGGAGCAUGGUGAGGUUGAUGAAAGCUAAUUUUGAUAAGUAUUGGGGAGAGUGUAAUUUGUUGAUGGCUAUUACUGCGGUAUUAGAUACUAGGUGUAAAAUGAGAGUAAUUGAAGGUGCCUUCCCCAAGAUAUUUGGUCCUCAAGAGUCCCGGACACAUGUUGUAAGAGUUCAAGAGGCCUUAUAUGAGUUGUAUGGGGAAUGUGUGGCUGAUAUGCAAUCUUCUAUUGCCCAACGCAGUGCUGAUGUAGAGGUUAGUGGCGGGCCUAGUAGCAGUGGGGUGUUUACGGGAGAUGACUCUUCUGGUUGGUCAGUAUUACUGAGUUUAGUAGAGACAACUGAUACGGUUGCAUCGGAAAAAUCAGAUUUGGAUUGUUAUUUGGAUGAGGGAAGUUACAAAUGUCAAGAAGCUCAUGAUGCUUUUGAUGCUUUGGCUUGGUGGAAAUGGAACAAUUCAAAGUAUCCUGUAUUAUCUAAGAUGGCUCAAGAUGUACUAGCCAUUCCUAUCACCUCGGUGGCAUCAGAGGAUAGUUUUAGUGCUGGGAGUAGAGUCAUCGACACUUAUCGAGCUUCAUUGUUUCCUGAAACAAUCCAAGUGCUACUAUGUGUGGGUGAUUGGUGCUGCAAUCUUAACGGAUUGAAGAAGGAGAGCAAAAGGGAUGUUCAACCAAUGGAGAUUACACUUCCUAUCCCUUCAGCUGAAGUGAUUCAGUAG
This is a messenger RNA of Pistacia vera, 1314 nucleotides long. Its product is annotated as zinc finger BED domain-containing protein RICESLEEPER 1-like. The coding region runs from base 1 to 1314 and encodes 437 amino acids. Lineage: Eukaryota; Viridiplantae; Streptophyta; Magnoliopsida; Sapindales; Anacardiaceae. The record is from RefSeq and is a predicted model, not a curated record. The transcript is spliced from 5 exons. Gene Ontology annotation, molecular function: DNA binding; protein dimerization activity.